GGUGUUUGGGAGGAAGGAAGAGGGGGAGAGAGAGAGGAGGUGGAAAUUGUUUGGGACUCGGAAUUGCGGGGCCUGCUUCCCUCACGGCUUUUGGCCCGAAAGGCCCGGCCCGGCCAUGAGUUGCCGGGGAGCGCUGGCGAGCGAGCGAGGAGCGCGGCAGAGGAAGAGGAGGCGAAAUGGCACAGAGGAGGAUGGGCCCAUCCCACAAACAAAACGGAACAGCCGAAAUGCUGUUUUUCAGGAUUCCUGGGAUACAGAGUCCUCCAGCAGUGAGAGUGGAAGCACCAGUAGUUGCUGCAGCAGCAGCAGCAUAAGCAGCCCUGACAGAGCUAGUGGGCCAGAAACCAGCUUACACCAGAUAAUGCCUGGAUCAAGUCCUGUGACACCUCCUCAGUCUUUCCAUGAGCAGUCUGCACUAUGCCAAGGUCCCUACUUCCACAUCAACCAGAUCCUGAAGGAGGCGCACUUCCAUAGCUUACAGAGCAGGGGCCGUCCUCCAACAUGAUGAGCCGGGCAGUUCCCUGCCUUCUGUGAAGGGGGACAGCACUGUGUGAUGAGAUAUUUCAACUUAAAAGUUUGUUAAAAUUGCACAAAAUGCCUGUUGCCUUUUCAGUCUGUAUUUGGAAUAACAGGUUAACAGGCAAUUGUUUACUUGUGGUUUGCUGCACUAUUGCAAUGCAAAAGGGGCUUUGGAGCAAUUUUUAUAGGAUUCUUUUUUGGGGGGUGGAAGGUGGAUAUCUUUGACAUGUCACAAUGGGUUUAAGAAUCCACCUCUGUAUUAUAGGAGUGCAUAAUGAGUACAGUUUAACUUCUUAAUCUGUUCAUUAGUAACUGAUGCUUUAUGUAAGAUCCCUUCAAACAUUUGUGUUCAGUUUUAUAAGUCUUUUUUAAUUUCAAUAAAUAGUGGAUAUGUUUUUAUGGUAAAUUAA
Messenger RNA from Pogona vitticeps (central bearded dragon), 929 nucleotides. It is a transcript of the gene VCF1, whose product is annotated as VCP nuclear cofactor family member 1. The record is from RefSeq and is a predicted model, not a curated record. Lineage: Eukaryota; Metazoa; Chordata; Lepidosauria; Squamata; Agamidae.